Molecule: messenger RNA, 7098 nt
Organism: Mercenaria mercenaria
Lineage: Eukaryota; Metazoa; Mollusca; Bivalvia; Venerida; Veneridae
Exons: 9
Coding region: 468-5936 (1822 amino acids)
Biological process (GO): regulation of transcription by RNA polymerase II
Cellular component (GO): nucleus
Molecular function (GO): DNA-binding transcription factor activity, RNA polymerase II-specific; RNA polymerase II transcription regulatory region sequence-specific DNA binding
Source: RefSeq, a predicted model, not a curated record
UUGUAUCGACAGACCAUGCCAGCUCGCGCGCGGUCACGUGAUUCAAUCUAUCGUCUGCUUCAUAUCAAUUUUCCUCUGGCGGCAUUUUGCAGCAUGUAUUGAAGGUUUGCUAGGCCUGCGCGCAGAUGUGUUGAAUAUAAGUGACUUUGUUAGAUAAAUGGGAAACAGCUUGUCGAUGUAUAUCCUCGAUCUGCUUGCUGUGUUGAAGUUUUAUACACAGAAGUUUAUUAUAGGAACACGUUCUAUGUGUACUCGUUGAGUGGAUCUUUAGCUGGUUUAUAGGCUAGUAAAUGGUUUAGUUGACUUUCUAUCGACCUUAGUGUUUUAUCUACAUGAACGCUACAUAGAGAGAAUCAAGGACGUACUUGAACAUUUGUCGUCUGCUGUUGUUUGACACGGCGGAUGAUGUUUUAUAUGAAGAGUCUCUUUUGAUUGAGAUCCCAAGCCUUCAGAAUAUUUCUUUCAAGAUGUCAAAACGGGAGCAUAAGUUUUACGUUUGUGUGCAUGCACCGUGCUCGUUUAAAACCGACAAACGUAAGGCUAUCUACACGCACCUUGUAAGGACACACAAUGAACGUAAAGAAGAUUACGAAUGCGAAUACUGCUCGUCUAAGUUUGAACUUGAUUCAGAAAUUGAGAGACAUUUGCACGUGCACCAUCCCCAGCAACCUUUUACAUACACGUGCGUGUCGCGCAUUGAAAAGGUUAUAAAUAAUUGUGCAAAACUUGGAAGCGAUUUGAAACGCCCUCAAACACCGAUAAAAUCUGCUGGAGGAGAAAGUUCAGACCACUCCAAGGCUUCGAUAGAAAAGAAAACGCCGCCGAAAACCGAAAAUGUCUCUACGGUAACAAAACCGCCCUACUUGAAACCAAACAUUAGCAUGAGAACACGAGCAUCCGUUAAUGAGUCAUUAAAUAAUAUUGCCAAACUCCCGAAAUAUUCUACCGCGGAGGAGGAAAUGACGUCUGCAUCGGCACAAGCCAACGAAUCUUUUCUUGACGAAGGUGUUUCCGACGACGAAUUCAGUGGUGAACGUGACGAAAUGGAAGAAGUGGAAAUAGACACAGACGAGGAAGCACCUACGUACAUCUCGAAACCGUCUGGUUUGAAAAUUAAGCUAAGUUUGAAGAAAGGUUCUGCGAAUACUUCUAGGGACGCGUCGAGUGAACGGUCAGAUUCACCUCCAUUACUAGAGCCCAGCGCUAAAGAAGUUAUAAAUCCGACAGAAUUGCCCGACGAUACACCGCCGGAUAUAAUACGCAAUCAUCCAGUCGGUGGUACAGCACAAGUGCGCAUAAAAGACUCUAAAUAUUAUGACAAACUGGAAGUUUAUCAUCACACCGACGAAUUUGGCCGUCGGUGUUGCCCAUUCUGUGACUACAAGACAUCUAAGAAUACAAUACGUGUUCAUCUGUCAGGCAUACAUAAAAUCCACUUUGUGAAAUGUUCAUUGUGCGACUAUAAGGCGGCGUUUCCCCAUCAGAUAACACAACACGGUAUAAAAUUCCACAAAACAACAAACCUAAACGUAAUUCAGUUAUCUAAAGAAUCGCGUGAUAAAACAAUUGGGCAGUUGAAGAGAGUUGGCAGAGUGACAUUGCCUGUCUCUACUAGCCAAAACGAUUCAGUAAACAAAAUUAAAUCAGCAGAGGACACCAUAACCGGAAAUGAGAUCAUAGACGACGAGGAUUUUAAUUCGGAAGAGAGUUACCCAACAUCUGCAGACGAGAAUGAGUCGUCUGCCGGUCAAGCAGACGACAGGGUCUUCAAACCGCCGAAAUGCCAGACGUCGAAAACGGACUACUACAGCAUACGUAUCGAAAAUGGGGUGUAUCUGUACAGCUGUAACUUGUGCACGUUCCAGACCCCGGUCCGAGCCACGAUCUAUACCCACAAGUACAGACAUGAGGAGAAGUCCUACAGAUGCGGCUAUUGCGACUUCACGUCAGCUCCAAGAUCCAAUGUUGUACACCAUUGCCGUGUAAAGCACAAGGGUUCCCCAGUGAAUGUGGUAGAGAACGACUUUGACGAGUCAGCCCAGCGCGAACUGAAGGAGACCGUCGAGAAGGACACAGUACAAGCUAUGAAUGAGAAUAUUGUGGUGAAGACAGAACCGAUUGACGAAGUGGUCAAAUCAGAAACAAACGUGGAACCAGAAAACGCUAACUUCGAUAUGACGUCAGAGAACACUCGUGACAAUAUUACAGCCAGUCAGCCAGAAGAAAAACGUCACCAGACCAUAAUCAAAGUCCCACAGUUCAAGAGGUCGAUCACUUCCGCUUCAUACGAUGCAGGUCAAAGUUCAGUGGAAAUCAAACGUCCAAAGGUGGAAUCCGACAUUCAAUCUGUAGAAUACAAACUUUCACUGAACAAAUUGUACCGAAUCAACCCGACUGGUUCCCCGAAAUUCAUGUGUGCGCUGUGUUCUUAUGCAUGCGACACUCAUCCGAAAAUGAAGCAUCAUCUAUAUCGGCACAGGCCGCAGAAGUACAAAUGUCCGUAUUGUGACCACAGAAAAUACCCGAGGUCUUAUGUAGUACGGCACGUGAGGGACACUCACCGUAACAAGCCAGUAAGAGUGAUCGAUCUUUCCAAAGGGAACGAACCAGAAGACAUUCCUGAAUAUAUGACUGAUGGAGUUACAGACGAUACUCUGGACGAUACGGCAGAACAUAUUGAUCCAGACGCAGAAGCUGCGCUAGUUCAACAACAAACACGUGUAGAAACAAAUCAUGUAGACAAAGACGUGGUCACCGGAAAUUCUGUAGCAGACGACACGAACGCUGAACAAAACGAAGAAGUGAACGCGCUGAAAAACUUCGCCCAGAAACUGAAUCUUCGUUCAGUAAUGACCACAGAUCUGAAUGACGAUAUAUUCAUGCAAUCUUCUGACGUCAGUCCGAACUUCAGUGACUACACGUCAUCACCGCUUAUUGAAUCUUUCAUUAAUGGACAAUACCAGAAUUCAAGUACACCAAAAUUAAACUCUAAAAACUUCGAGAAGAAAAAAAGUUUGAAGGAUUACCGCGUGAACUACGGGCACGGACCGAGGUAUAUCUGUAAUAAGUGCGGUUACGGGACGGAGAACUACAAGACAAUACACAACCACAUGUACAGACACGAGUCACAACGUUACCAGUGUCCAUACUGUGGCUACAGACGCUCCCCAAAGUCAUUUGUUGAAAAUCAUAUUCGAGAGGUACAUAAAGGUCACCCUGUUAUCGUGACUGAGUUAACCAUUGACCAGGAGAUGACUGAUGCCCCAGUAGGCUCACCACGCCAGUGCGUAACGCUUAAGCGGAAGGACCCGCCUCAAGAAGCGUCGACCUCGCCGACGGUCUUGAGUGCACCGACAAAGGUUCAGAAACUGGAAGAAAACGUUACAGCCAAGAUACCAGUGAAGUGGCCUGCCCCUAAACCGGUGUUUCAAGUAAAUAUUACACAACCUCAGUGUCCUGUCUCGCCUGUAUUAAAAGAAAUCGUGGAAGCUCCGAACUCAAAUAUUCUACAGUUAUCUUCCCCUGUUGUGCGACUCGUACAAACGAAUAUGCAGCAGCAUGAUGCUAAAAUCAACGCUCCAACAUUAGCUCCUGUAGCGCCAGCAAGUCCGGCGUCUCAAAUUUCUCCAGGGGGCAAUAAUGUCCGUUUUGUUGAAAGGAACCGCACGACAUUCAAAACGAUGUAUAAGUGCGUGUUUGACCCUGAAACAUGUAACCAUAUAUCUAAAGACAAAUCAAAGAUGAAACAGCAUCUUUUCAUGCAUGUUGAAUACAAACCAUGGACAUGUGACUUUUGCGACAUGACUGCCAGCCAGUCAUCGCACAUAAAAAAUCACGUGAGAACGGAACAUCCGGGCGUUCCUGAGACAUCUUUUAAAUACAAACGUCACAAUUACUUGGAGAAACACAUUGAAGGUUUCUUGACUAAAGGUCUUUUUACAGUGCCAGUCAAUGAAUACCGCGCAAUUAUGGACAUGAAAGGGAACACAAAAUCUUCAAAGCAGCCAACGUUUGACAGAGACGAGGAAGGGAACUUACUCUGUCCUUACUGUAGCUACAGAACUAAGAGUGGCGGUAUGACAGAUCACGUGAAGAUGAAACAUAUGCAGCCUCGUUUUAAAUGUCACUGGUGCGAGUAUAGAGCUUUCUAUAGGUCAGAGGUCAGGAAGCAUCACCGGAAGGAGAAGAGUCAUGUCGGUCUCGAGUUUAAAACCCAAGAACUUGAUCUUGUACAGGUCAUGGAAGGUUACAAAGAAAAGAAUGGUGAUACAACUGAAACAGAUGCCACGAGUACCUUUAUUGCCAGCAGUGUAGACGCGAGGCAAUACUUAGAUGAUGAAGAUGAUGAUGAUGACGACGAUGACGAUGGAACUAGUGAAUGUUCGUCGAGUGAAGGCUCGUCUAUUGGCGAUUACCAGCAAGGUUAUGUGGAAUACACAACGGAACAACUUUCAGAGCUUUGUACAAACAGACAGACCAAAAUAGAUCAAAGUAUUGAAUCUGAAAAGGAUACUGACAUAGUCAUAGAUACAGCUAAUAAACAGGUGCUUCUUGGAGCGCUAAAUACAGAAGUCGGUCCAGAUGGUUCAAUGACAAUUGUACAGAAAAAUAAACCAGAAAAUACUGGUGUAAUGAAAGAAAACUCAGUCAAGGAGUCUAAAUUUAAGUGCGGCUACUGUCUUUUCUCGGCCGACUUGAGAGUGAAAGUGAAAAUGCAUUGUUCCAAGAAACAUCCUGAUAAAGUAUUGGAAAUCAUAGAACCAUCCGCGAAACCUGAAACAGUUGUGAGACAAGAUAACUUAGAUCUAGAUGCUGAUGAUUGGAAAGGUACUAAGUUUGAACAGGAUUUAAGAAGGGCAGGUGUCUCAAAACUUAACUUGGCUUCUCUUUUUCCGCAUAGCAAACGUUUUCAAAAAUCGGACGAUAAUGAUAAAGAUGUGCAGCUGAAUCCAGAUCAAGGUAGUGAAAGUCCGGAAUUCAAGAAACCACUCGAACCCAUUUCUAAAGUUAAAACAACAGAUAAAAAAAUAGAAAACACUGAAACAAAAGUCACUACGGUUGUUAACGUAGAUAGAGACGAUGAGAAAUCAGAUAAAAAUGAUAAAUGCCCCGACAAUCAAGAAGCAGCUAGGAAGUCAGCUGAAAGCCCGAAACGUGACACAAAUACUGCAAAAUCUAAUAUUCUGAUAAGUGAUGUCAGAUCUUUGAAACAAGAUGCUGACAACAAAUCAAAGACUGAAGAGGUGCCUGAAGAACAAUAUCAAGAAAGUGAUAAAUCUCCUAAUGUAGAUGAACUAAAAACCACAUUACCGAACCACACUACGGUUAUCCUUGACAAUGGAGUAAAUAGUGAAGUUAUGAAUAGAAGUGAAGAAGAAUGUGUAAAUGAUAAUAUGAAGACUGAUGCGACAGAGGAACAAUGUGACACAAAUCAAAACAGUGCGGAAUGUACAAAUGAUUUCCACGGUAAAGACGACUUCGAGGAGAAAGAAUUUGUUAAUGACAGUACCGAAAAUGGAAGUUCUAGUUACAUCCCUGAACAAGAUUGCAGGAGUAGUGACAGUAUCAUACUUAACAACGCGAAGAAUGCCGAAAAUGUUGAACAGGAAAAGAAUGUUACUGAGUCAUUUGAAAAAGAAACCAUGCAAUUAAUGAAUGGAUAUAAAUAUGCCAUUGAUGGCACUCUAAAGGAAAACUAUGAGUUAGAAAGCAAUGACAGUGUAAAACAAUGCGAAAUCGAACCAGUCGCCGGCUCUGAUAAAGACACACAAUCUAAUCUGUUCAAAUUAGAUGGUACAAGUGAAAGACUGCUUGAUAUGAAAUCGGUAACAUCAGGGAUCAAAGUUAAUGCGGGUUGUAAAACCACUCCAGUUAUUGACUUACCAGAAAGUUAUGACAGUACAUGUGCUAUGAAAGAAAUUUGCGAUGAAACAUAGGUGAUUUGAGAUAUCUUAAUAAGUCACAAUUUUCAGUUUAAUUAAAUAAGUAAAGGGCAAGGAAUGCCUGACCAUAAGUUAAUUUCAUACGAAAACCACCCUCAAGCCUUUCAUAACGCUGAAAGAAUUUUGAUAAAAUAUAUUAAUUUCCAAUGUUUCUUUGGUGUAAGAUGUAAAACAUAGUAAUUUCUUUCAUUAUAGUUGGAAAAAGUAGAGAAAUAAUUUUAUAAAAAAAUGAAGUAAAUACAGUUUAAAUUUAUAUAUAUAGAAAUUUUAUGAAUCUGCUAUUUUGUUGCCACGGAAACAAGGUGGCUGCCAUUUUUACCAAAUACUGAAACGUUAAUAGUUAAUAGUUUUCUCAUUUUUAAGCAAAUUUUGAAAAAUUCUAUCACUUCUAAAACAUUCUAUCAGACGGAAUUAACAUAAGAACAACGACGCCUUCCCCUUUAAGAAAUCAAGUGAUGAAGUUUCGGAACACUUACAUUCUAAACGAAACUAAAAAGACACUAACAAUAUUAUGAAAAAUUGAGAGAUACUUUACCAAAUUUAUAGUUUUAGUAAAUGAUUUAUAGUGUUCUUGAUACUGUGAAAAGUUGUUUACGUAUAGGAAUCAGUGAAAUGCUGAAAAUCUAAACGAUUGAUCAAAUUCUGUUAGGGAUAUAGAGUGACGAAGUUUUCGAAUUCAGUAAAAGUGUUAUAUGAGCCGCACUAUGAGAAAAUCAACAAAGUGCAUUUGCGACUAUGUUGGUUUUCUCAUGGUGCGGCUCAAAUAUUGUCAGGCAUACAGAGUGAGAAGUUUUCGAAUUCAGGAAAAGUGUUAUAUGUUCUACAAAUUUUAGUUAUAUGAAAAAACUAAAAAAGAAUGAGAUUUAUAUACAACCUCUCAUCUAGUCAAAUACAAUAUACAUUUUUUUUUCUUUUCUUCUUUUUGUUUUGUUUUCAGUUUGAAAUUCACGCCUUUUUUGUGAAUAGAAUUUACUUGUAUCUAGUUCAUCGUUUUCUUGAGUUUUACGUUUGUUUUUGAUCCAAACUGGGACAUCUUAUUUGUGCAAGUUUUUCUUUUUCUUUUAUUAUUGCAAGGGGUAAACAUUGUAUCUUUUUCAGUUGGUCAGUGUACGAUUGUUUUACAUAUAUAUGGAAUAGAUUUACUGCAAAUGGUAAA